Messenger RNA from Labeo rohita (rohu), 1922 nucleotides. RefSeq names its product follistatin b (gene fstb). The record is from RefSeq and is a predicted model, not a curated record. Gene Ontology annotation, molecular function: activin binding; protein binding. Lineage: Eukaryota; Metazoa; Chordata; Actinopteri; Cypriniformes; Cyprinidae. Gene Ontology annotation, biological process: cell differentiation; multicellular organism development; negative regulation of activin receptor signaling pathway. The transcript is spliced from 6 exons. Bases 179 to 1213 code for a protein of 344 amino acids.
ACCCCCCUAUGAAGUAUGAAGACCGCCCACCACAGGCAUCCAACUCGAGACCCCAUAUAGAUUUAAAAAGCGAGACGGAUUCCGUGUGUAUGACAGUCACUGAGUGCAAAGCAUCGGGAGAACAUCUGUCCGUCUGUAGUCCGUCUGUCUCCAAAGCGCGUCUCCACUUUUUCUGAGGAUGCUACAGUUACCGCAGCUCCGCCAGGGCGUCAUCGCGCUUCUCAUAUGGUUCGCGCACUUGAUGGAACAGCAGAAAGUACAAGCUGGCAACUGCUGGCUUCAGCAGGGCAAAAACGGGAGAUGCCAGGUUCUGUACAUGUCUGGGAUGAGUCGGGAAGACUGUUGUAGGAGUGGGCGUCUGGGCACAGCAUGGACCGAGGAGGAUGUACCCAAUAACACACUCUUCCGGUGGCUGAUCUUCAAUGGCGGUGCACCGAACUGCAUACCUUGUAAAGAGACUUGUGAUAAUGUGGACUGUGGUCCUGGAAAGCGGUGCAAAAUGAACAAGCGGAAUAAGCCCCGCUGCGUAUGUGCCCCAGACUGCUCCAAUGUCACCUUUAAAGGGCCUGUGUGCGGCUCCGAUGGGAAAACGUACCGGAACGAGUGUGCCCUCCUUAGGGCCAAGUGCAAGAGACAUCCUGACCUGACUGCACAGUACCAGGGAAAAUGCAAAAAGUCAUGUUAUGACGUGCGCUGUCCUGGAAGCUCAACAUGUGUCCUGGACCAGACCAACAACGCCUAUUGCGUGACCUGCAACCGGUUUUGCCCUGAGGUGACCUCCCCGGAUCAGUACCUGUGCGGGAACGACGGGAUCGUGUACGCCAGCGCCUGCCACAUCCGAAGGGCAACGUGCAUCAUGGGACGGUCAAUUGGAGUGGCCUACGAGGGGAAAUGCAUAGACGCCAGGUCUUGCGAAGACAUCAACUGCCGGGAGGAACGAAAGUGUCUGUGGGACAAGCGGACGGGACGGGGACGAUGCGUGGUAUGCGAGGACACCUGUCCCGAGAGUCGUCCGGGCGACAGCGUCUGCGCCAGCGACAACGCUACCUACCCGAGCGAGUGCGCCAUGAGGCAGGCUGCCUGCUCUUUGGGUCUUGUCCUGGAAGUCAAACACUCGGGAUCCUGCAACUCGCUCUCCGAAGAGACGGAUGAAGAGGAGGACGAUGAAGAUUACACGGAUUAUAGCCAUGUAUCUCUGUUACUGACUGGAUAAACCACCGUCGACAGCAGGACUCCAUUUAAGCACAGAGUCGUGUUCAUAUUGUACAUACGUGUACUCUUAUUUAUUUUCCACAGGCACGUGGAAGAUGCUUAUUGAUCUAGAUGUUUAUUUAUACAUUUUUUUUGUCUUUAUUUAUACAUUUAUAGUCUGAAUAAAUGAUCUCCUUCGUCUUUGCUUUGUCGUCUUUAAAAGAAUAUUAUUUAUUAUAACGUGCAAUGUUACUCUCUGUAAGAUAAAUGUGUUUUGAAAAGUGGUCAUAUUGUGAAACAAAGCUUAAAGUUUUUGUCAUCUCCCCAAAUGAAAUCUGCAGUAAAACAUGCAUGUGUUUUAUUUAUUUGCAAUCUAAUGUUCACUAAUAUCAAUAGCUGUUCAAAAACAGCUUUGUCAGUAAAAACUAUGUCUGAUUUGUUUUCAGUUUGACACCAAAAAAAUGGUUUGAUUAUACAGAAAUCAUGUUGAUUUUAAGUCAAAAUAUACCUUUUUGCUAACAUUUUUCUGUUUUUGUGUGGGUGCUCAGAGGAAUCUAGUUUAUCAUAUAUUGUAUAAAAUUAACAAUAUCAAAUUUAGCAUUGUUUUCUUGCCAUAUAUUGUUUGUCUUUUUAUUUUAGAGAUCAAGCUAUAGUUUUGUAUUUGUAUGUAAAUGUUUCAUGUGUAUAAAGUUAAUGAUGCCAUUUGUAAAGAUGCAAUAUAAAAAGUAAAA